AUGCCCGCUCUGGCGUGGGGCUGGGAGCCGUCUGGAAGGGUGUUGGAGGGGAGCUCAGCGAGGUGGGAUUUCGUGCCCUCCUCAACCAACGGCAUGCGCGAUAAGACGUCCCUCGACAAGGUUGCCACUCGGAAAGCCAAUGGUUCGAUCCCGUGGUUGAAUACGCUCGAAGCACUCAUCAUGGAGGACACCAGCUCAGCUUUGAGAGCCGCCGAGGAGCUCGUCGAAGCCCUCAAGAGCCAACCCCAGGCAAACCAUGCGCAGCAUUUGGCCCUCCUUGAGCGUGUUGAUAAGGUGCGCACCCUACUCGAAACGCCGUACGAUGUGAUCGAGAGGCAGCAGGAGACCAUGUGCACAUCCGGUGUCAUGUACACCCUGAUCUCGACCGGCGCCAUCAAGAAGAUUCCGGAUGAAGGCACCAUCACGGCUGAGAAGCUCGCCGCCGAGAUGAACAUGGACGUAUCGGCCAUCCACCGGUUGAUGCGAGUGGCCGUGGUCUCGGGCUUCUUCGUCGAAACGGCGCCCAACACGUACGCGCACAACGCCCUCUCACAGGCGUACCAGCUUCACGCCCAGGGCCCCUUUUUCGUCCUUUGCAUGGAGUUCAACAAGAUGUGUAUGGCGCUUCCCAACUACUUCAAGACCCACAAACCGGAAGAUAUCUAUGAUUUGAAGAAGUCGCCCUAUUGCUUCAGCAUCGGCAAGGAGGGGAAGACCUACUACGAAGCUAUCGACGAAGACCCCGAGCAGCGGCUCAUUUGGAACUCCUGCCUCCAGAUCAUCGAGAAGAACAUGCCAAUCACGGGAAUGUUUCCGUGGGAAUCGCUCAAGGAAAACGUGGAGAAGGAGCCCGAGAGGCCGUUUGUCGUGGACGUCGCCGGCGGACGCGGCCAGGCUCUGUUGAAGCUCCAGGAGGAAAUUCCGGGGGCUUAUGGCGGCAAGCUGAUUCUGCAGGACCUCCCUAUUGUCAUCAACUCGUUGAAGCCGGAGGAGCUUCCCAACAUCGAGGCCAUGUCGUACGAUAUCUUUACGCCUCAGCCGGUCAAGAGUGAGCCCCCCUCCCCAACCCCACCCUCACCCACCACUGCUAUUUUCCUGUGGAAGUUCAGUUCAACUAACCUCAGUCAAGACGCGCACGUUUACUUCAUGCGGCGGCUGCUCCACGACUUCUACCCGUCUGUCUGCCUUGACAUCCUCAAGAGCACUGUUUCGGCCAUGGGCCCCGAUUCGCGCCUGAUUGUUUGCGACAUGCUGGUGCCAGAAUUGGUACAACCAGGCCGGAUGAAGGAGCUAUACUGGCUCGACUUGAACUUGAUGUCCAUCAGCGGGAAGGAGAAGACGUUGCAUGAGUUUCAGCAAAUGUUUGAUGCAGUCGGCUUGGAGCUGGUCAAGGUGUGGCCGUCGGAGAUCGGAGCUACGGUGCAGCUCGAAACCCGCCUGAAGCGUUCGUAG
Molecule: messenger RNA, 1452 nt
Organism: Chaetomium globosum CBS 148.51
Lineage: Eukaryota; Fungi; Ascomycota; Sordariomycetes; Sordariales; Chaetomiaceae
Exons: 2
Coding region: 1-1452 (483 amino acids)
Molecular function (GO): O-methyltransferase activity
Source: RefSeq, a predicted model, not a curated record